GCAAAUGGCCAAAUCUACACUCCUACAAGCAUCGCAGAACUGUCGAUUAAAAAACAUUAAAAGGCCUCGAAUUCGAUUUUUUCGUCUGCUCCUGCACUUUUCUACGCCUUGCGCAAAUUUUGGAGUUUUUUAAAAAUAUUCCGAAAACAGCCCGUUUUCUUUGAGGCCAGUGCACGUGCGUUUGUAUAAUACUUGUACAGCGAGAGUUCAGAAGCUCGCUCAGUAUUGACAGAAUCCACCGAGACGUUCACACCUUGUUUCUAACCUCAAACAAUUGUUAUAAACUUUAACAUCAUUGCUUUGUGAAUGAUCAAUCAUGAAUGAAAGUGACGUUUCUGUGACUGUUAAUGGCGCUCAAGUAUGCCAGAAUAAAGGGGAAGAGAGUGUGCAAGAUACGUGUUGUUCACAAACACUAACGAUGAAAGGAGUAACUGCAACCGUUAGUGACUCGCAAAGUUUUAAAGUAGAUAAAAAGAGUGAACUUGUUGAAAACAGUUCUGAGCAGAUGGAAAAGAAGGACGAGGAUUUAGUGGUUGUUGUGAAAGCAAAACCUGUACGUAAAGUUUACAAGGCUCCUACCAGGGUCAACAAAAUCCCACAAGAGAUAUUAAAUGAUCCCCUGAUAAAAGAAGCGAUGUCUGGACUGCCAUCUAAUUAUAAUUUUGAAAUACCAAAAACCAUUUGGAGAAUACGAGAGACUAAGGCUAAACGAGUGGCUUUACAAAUGCCUGAAGGCUUGCUCUUGUUUGCCCCCAUGAUAAGUGAUAUAAUACAGACAUUUACUGAGGCUGAUACUGUUAUUAUGGGCGAUGUUACUUAUGGUGCCUGUUGUGUCGACGAUUAUAGUGCAAGAGCUUUAGGUGCAGAUUUAUUGAUUCAUUAUGGCCACUCGUGCUUAAUUCCAAUUGAUAGAACAAGCGGUAUUAAAUUACUGUACAUAUUUGUCGACAUAAAGAUUGACACAGCUCACUGUGUAGAAACAAUAAAAUUCAACUUCCCAGUUACAACUAGAUUAGGAUUAGUUAGCACAAUUCAAUUUGCCAGCACUUUGCAAGCUAUUGCUAAUGAAUUAAGAAAGGAUGGAUAUAGUGUUACGAUUCCUCAGAGUAAACCACUUAGCCCAGGAGAGAUUUUAGGUUGCACAGCUCCACAAAUAAAAGAUGUAGACAUCCUUGUAUAUAUUGGUGAUGGAAGGUUUCAUCUAGAAGCUGCAAUGAUUUCAAAUCCAAAUUUGACUGCUUAUCGUUAUGAUCCAUAUGAGAAGAAAAUCACAAUAGAAAAAUAUGAUCAUGUUCAAAUGUUAGCAAAUAGGAAAGAUGCAAUAACAAGAGCAAAGGAUGCUAAAAUAUUUGGACUUAUUCUUGGUACUCUUGGACGCCAAGGAAGUCCAACAGUACUAAAAACACUAGAAAAUAGAAUAAAGUCAUUGAAGAAACAGUGCAUAAUCAUACUUGCUCCAGAAAUUUUUCCGGACAAGUUAAGGCUUUUCAAAAGUAUCGAUGCCUUUAUACAAGUUGCGUGUCCAAGGCUCAGUAUAGAUUGGGGAACUCAGUUUGAUAAGCCACUCCUUACACCCUACGAAGCGGCAGUGGCCUUAAAAAUGGCAGAAUUGGACGAAACAAAGCCUUAUCCCAUGGACUUCUAUGCAUCUGCAAGUUUGGGACCAUGGACUCCAAAUCACAAACCUAGCGAGCUCGAGAAACAAAAUGAAUUUUGCUGUGGCAAGUGCAAGGAUGAAAAGAACAUCAAUAAACCAUGUAGAUAGUGAGACUAAUUUUAUACAUUGUACUAUUUAAUGAAAGUGAAUAGUUUUAAAAAAUUCUAAACGGAAAUCUGUAUAUAAUGGAGGUAUGUGAAUAAAAAUUUAUUAUUUUAUUAAA
Messenger RNA from Nasonia vitripennis (jewel wasp), 1880 nucleotides. It is a transcript of the gene Dph1, whose product is annotated as 2-(3-amino-3-carboxypropyl)histidine synthase subunit 1. The transcript has 5 exons. The coding region runs from base 317 to 1765 and encodes 482 amino acids. Gene Ontology annotation, biological process: protein histidyl modification to diphthamide. Gene Ontology annotation, molecular function: 2-(3-amino-3-carboxypropyl)histidine synthase activity. Lineage: Eukaryota; Metazoa; Arthropoda; Insecta; Hymenoptera; Pteromalidae. The record is from RefSeq and is a predicted model, not a curated record.